AUGGAUAAUCAGCUAGCAUUCCCCGUAAGUUGUCCAGAUGAAGUCUUCAAGAACAAUCCAAAGUUUGGCUACCUGUUGACAAAGUUGAUGGAAAAAUUGACACCAGAUGGAAGGAGUCAGCACAUACAAAAACAUUUUGAAUUGGCUCAGCAGAGAAUAUCCCAAUCCAGGCACACUUGGCUAAUGAGUGCUGUUAUUUACAAUGAGCUUUCUGAGUUUUUGGCUGAUUCAGAGAUUAAGUAUCAGGAGGGAACUCUGUCAGUUGAUGAAAGACAGCUGAAAGAUGUACUUUCUAAGGCCUUUGCAUUCAGUGAUGUUGGAGGUCAGCUAAAUAUUCUUUCAUCUGGAUCAACUGUUUUAUUUGGCUUAUCACCAGAGGUCAUUGACAAGUACAAUCCAGUCAAACACAAUACAACAGAUCUACAACAGAUAUUGCUACCAGUGCUUGAGAACAGAUUGAGAAAUAAAUCCCAAGAACUGUACAACUUCUUUGAUCCCAACAAUGAGUCUCUCUCAGAUCAUUUGCUGGUUGCCAAAUCACAGUCUUUGCCUGUGCUUGUUGAGCAGAGAAGACAGGACUUAGUUCAGGAAAUAGAAUCAUUGAAGCAAGAUAGAUCACUACGGGAUAAACAGUUUUGGAUGCAAUAUCAGAAAAUACUCGAGAGUCUCUCAAUCAUGGAAACCAUCAUCAGACAAUUCAAGUUGACUAAACAGGCGGAACUGGAUGAUGUCACAGUUCAAUUGCUGCAAGCUCAAAGUGAAGCCAUAUGUUUAAAAAUGAGAGUCCUGCAGCUGCAGAUUUUAUGUGAAGCAUACACACUGGAAACAGUCAAGGCCUUAAACAAAAUACGAGGUCAUCUUGAUCUUAGCAUCAUGGACACUGAAAGAGAGCUGGCUUCUACUCUGCAGUCUGUGCAAGCCUAUCUUGAUUUAGGCACACAGUUCAAGUCGUUAGUGGAGCAGAAUAAACAGCUACAGCAGGAGAUUGAGAAUAGAAAAUGGGCUCUCCAGCAAUUAGUGAAGAAGUGA
This is a messenger RNA of Candidula unifasciata, 1029 nucleotides long. Lineage: Eukaryota; Metazoa; Mollusca; Gastropoda; Stylommatophora; Geomitridae. The record is from the annotation of a GenBank genome assembly.